Molecule: messenger RNA, 1260 nt
Organism: Ylistrum balloti
Lineage: Eukaryota; Metazoa; Mollusca; Bivalvia; Pectinida; Pectinidae
Product: neuronal acetylcholine receptor subunit alpha-3-like
Exons: 2
Coding region: 1-1260 (419 amino acids)
Biological process (GO): chemical synaptic transmission; signal transduction; monoatomic ion transmembrane transport
Cellular component (GO): membrane; neuron projection; synapse
Molecular function (GO): extracellular ligand-gated monoatomic ion channel activity; transmembrane signaling receptor activity; neurotransmitter receptor activity
Source: RefSeq, a predicted model, not a curated record
AUGAACGAAAAGAAAUAUUUCAAAAAAUGGGUACUGAUAUUGAUUUUUAUUGUAACAGGAAAUACAAUUGGUUUGAACAACAAUGACAAAAAUCACAAGCAAUUUAUCGACCACUUAUUUCAAAACUAUUCCUCUUUCAUUAAACCAAGGAAGAAUCUUUCGGAGCCUGUCGAUGUCAAUAUCACGUUAAGUUUCAACUCCCUGAGAGAAAUUGAUGAACGGCUACAGACAAUGACUUUCAUUGCUUGGAUGGAACUGACAUGGAUCGACGAGUUUCUGAUAUUAGGGGACGGGGUAAAAAGUAUACAGAUUCCUAAGAGUGAUGUAUGGUACCCGGAUGUAGCUCUGUUUAAUUCCAUUGAUGAUCCUCUUCAUAUCAGUGAUGGUCAGUACAUUGUACUUCUAGAAGAUGGACGCGUCAUCUGGUAUCCAUCUCGACAGUACAGUGUCAGGUGCCCAAUUGAUAUCAGACGUUUUCCUUUUGAUGUCCAGAAAUGUCAGAUUCGGAUAGGUGCUUGGCAGUCCCCUGUUUGGACACAGUCAAUCAUAGACACUGGAAAGAGUCUAAAUGAAGAUGACUUUGAGGAAAAUGGCGAGUGGGAGAUUAUACAAAGGACCACGCAGCCGAAGAUUAAUCCCAAUUAUAGCAUUUCUUUCGUUGUGUACGAAAUUCAUUUUCGUCGUCGUCCUUUGUAUCCUGUUGUGAAUACAUUAUUUCCGGUUGUCUUGCUCUCUUUCCUCAACCCUCUAGUGUUCAUGCUUCCAGUCGACUCCGGUGAGAAGAUGACGUUAUGUAUAUCCGUGCUGUUAUCUUUCACAGUGUUUCUGACAGUGUUUAACGAUAUGAUGCCAAAAAUGUCAACAAACAUUUCAUACCUGUCAAUUUACCUGUGUAUACAACUCGGUAUGAGUGGAAUAGCUAUUGUGGAGUCAGUGUAUAUUUGGCGCAUCAGUAAAUUGGAAAAUGGAAUACCAAGAGAUGAAACCACCAACGGGACAUUUCCCUCUUGUCCUCGUGCCUCCGUCGAAAAUGUUCAAUCUUUACCAGCACAUGAAGGAAUGAUGAAAAGUGAACAAGGAAUAAUAACACGCGAAGAGACCUUCGGAGGACUUCCAAAUCAUCCCAUCGCUGUUAAUUGUAUAGACACUACCAUCACAGACAGUGAAGCCUCUUCAGUUAAAUACAAACCGUUCGGAAUAUCUUUCAGAAAGGCAAAUCAUUUUAACACUAAAGAUAGCAACGUACAUGCUCUCCUUUAA